This is a messenger RNA of Staurois parvus, 321 nucleotides long. Lineage: Eukaryota; Metazoa; Chordata; Amphibia; Anura; Ranidae. The record is from the annotation of a GenBank genome assembly.
AUGUCAGCUCGGUCAUGUGAUCAGCUGUGCCCAAUCACAGCUGAUCGCAUGAGAGCCGGUAAUCUGCAUCCCUCAGAGGGGACAUGUACACUGAUCAUCAGGGCACUGAUGAUCAGUGUAGCCCCAGCAGUGCCACUUGUCAGUGUCCAUGAGUGCCAGCUGUCAGUGCUCAUCAGUGCCACUUGCCAUCAAUGCCACAUAUCAGUGCCCAUCUGAGCUGCUUUCAGUGUCACCCAUCAAUGCCAGUCAGUGCCACCUAUCAGUGCUGCAAAUCAGUACCACCUCUCAGUGCCAGUCAGUGCCGCAUAUCAAUGCCGCCCA